GAAAUUUGUCGGGAGCCGUCGCCAUGUUUAGAAGUGUGUGCGUCCUUGAGCGAGUCGAGCGAAAAUGUUCAGCAAAAUAUUAGAUAUAGCUCAUGCACUGUACAUUACGUGAAGUACCUAAUUACAAUUUAAUGCUCGUCGAUCACGGGUAUAACAAUUAUUUUCGUGGAUGGCUCACCUACGUUGCAGAAUUUUGUGAUUACAGUAUGUGUAAUGUGUAAUGAGUGAUAAGCAGACUGCACCUAUUUUACCACCCCUUAAUGGGGGUGGAGGAAAUAAUGGGAGUAGCAAUGGAGGUGCACCACAACAAACUGUUAAUUUACAACAAGUUCUUGCCACUGCCCAAGGACUUAAUGUUCUUACUACAGGUGCUGGGCAGCAAUUUGUUAUUACUUCACAGGUUCCUGGUCUUACACAGGUUAUACCAAGUAAUGCAACAACAAAUGCAAACAUUCAACAAGUUGGUGUUACAAGGAUUGUUAAUAUUAGUGGUACACCACCACGUGUAAGCACCAUGGGAGUUGCAGGUGCAAGUAAUUCAGUUUUUACAUCUCCUACUCGUCAGAGUUCACCUAAAGUUGUUUUAGCAACAUCUCCAAAACUUGUUCGAACUUCUAUUGGAAAUAUGUUUGUUGCACCAACCUCUCAAGCUUCUAUGCAAUCAUCACCUGCAAGAAAGAAGUUAAAGUUAACAGAUUCCACUGAAAAACCUACUAUGAUUACUGAUGAUGCAAUGGGUUAUAGAAGAAGAAUUAUAGAACAUAAAAUGAAAAGAAUGCGUGCAAUAAGAGAAAAAUAUGCUGAGAAUGCAUCAGAAUUGUUCUUUCUUCAUAUAGGAGGCAACAUGAUGGAUUUUCAGUCAUGGAGGAAGAGACCUCCAACAUCUCAAUAUUUGCAUUUUUUACGGCAACAUAGAUUAGAUCCAGAUGAUGAUGAUGAAGAUUUAACAGCCCCACUGCCAGCAAUGUCAGAAAUUUCAUUAAUGCCAACUCCAACAACUGUUUCUACAAUAGUUCCUGUGAAUCAGUGUACAGAAGUAAAAAUUUCUGGAAUAAAUGUUGCUCCAGUUGCAGUGUCUACAACAUUGCCUGCUGCAGUAGCUCAACUCAAUCAACAAGGUAACCACUUUGUCAUUGUAAAUAUAUUUGUAAUUGAGUUGAUGGUUUAAACUAUAUCAAUGGUAGUCAUAUAAUUUUCUAAUAAAACAAUACUUUAUCCA
Messenger RNA from Frieseomelitta varia, 1219 nucleotides. RefSeq names its product helicase domino-like (gene dom). The record is from RefSeq and is a predicted model, not a curated record. The transcript has 3 exons. NCBI's taxonomy places the organism in Eukaryota, Metazoa, Arthropoda, Insecta, Hymenoptera, Apidae. Bases 221 to 1168 code for a protein of 315 amino acids.